GGGGGCAGAGAAGGAGGAGGGUAGGAGGAGAGGAGAAGAGGGUGCUGGCAGAGGGACAUUCACUCAUUGUUACCAAGAAGAGGACCUGCGGAGACCCCGUUGCAACACGUGAAUUUUCGGCACAACAGUCAGAUUGCAGACUGGACAUCAUCUCCGUCUGUGGUUGUCCUCAGUAUUUCUCAUCGCUGUCCCUCGAGGCAGGAGAGGGAGGAGUGUAAGCCGUUUGGUCAUAGUGCAGCAUCUUAAUGGACCACAGCAUCUCUCAGGUGAUGGAGGUCUUGUGACACACUCCUGCCAGGAAUUGCCACAGUGAUGGAUGCAGCCAGCUUCAGCCAUGGCCAUGUUGGAUUGUGCUGCCAAACCCAGACUGUUUCUCUGUGAUCUGACGAGGAGGAAGAGACUACUAGACGGUUCUUAAGCCUUACGAUUUCCCCUUCCUGGUGAAUGAGCCAGAUGCUAACAGCGCUCAGCGCUACAUCCUAACCAGCCUGUCACCUGGGUCUUUUCUCUCUCCUCCUGUACGGACCAGUCAUGGAUCUCCUGUGGGUGUUGUCAGUGUCCAUGCUGACGGUGUGUGUUGCCAUUCCCAUGGAUGCGGCUGCGGGGAGCCACAGUCUGUUUACCUGUGAGCCGAUCACCCUGCGCAUGUGUCAGGGGCUGCCCUACAACUCCACCUUCAUGCCAAACAUACUGAACCAUUAUGACCAGCAAACCGCCGCUCUCGCCAUGGAGCCGUUCCAUCCCAUGGUAAACCUGCAGUGCUCUCCAGAGCUCAGGAUGUUCCUUUGCGCACUCUACGCUCCAGUGUGUACAGAGUAUGGGCGAAUGACUCUGCCCUGUCGCCGCCUCUGUCUGCAGGCCAAGAGUGACUGCUACAAACUAAUGGACAUGUUUGGCGUCAGCUGGCCAGAGGAGAUGGACUGUAACAGGUUCCCAGACUGUGACGAGCCCUACCCCCGUCCUGUGGACCUCCUGUCCAGCUCAGACACGACCGAAUCCCCCAUCUCUGUCCAGAGAGACUACGGCUUCUGGUGUCCACGCGAACUCAAGAUCGACCCGGAACUCGGCUACUCUUUCAUGGGAGUUCGGGACUGCUCGCCCCCAUGUCCCAACAUGUACUUCACGCGGGAGGAGCUGAUGUUCGCCCGCUACUUCAUUGGGGUGGUGUCCAUCGUCUGCCUGUCUGCCACCCUUUUCACCUUCCUGACCUUUCUCAUCGACGUGUCACGGUUCCGUUAUCCGGAGCGCCCGAUUAUUUUUUAUGCUGUGUGCUAUAUGAUGGUGUCCCUGGUGUUCUUCCUGGGGUUUCUGUUAGAGGACAAAGUUUCCUGUAACGCAGCCAGUCCUGGGAGGUUCAGGGCUUCAACAGUUACUCAAGGCUCCCAUAACAAGGCCUGCACUCUUCUGUUCAUGGUGCUAUAUUUCUUCACCAUGGCUGGCAGCGUCUGGUGGGUCAUUCUGACCAUCACCUGGUUCCUGGCUGCUGUUCCCAAGUGGGGCAGUGAGGCUAUAGAGAAGAAGGCCCUCCUCUUCCAUGCUUGUGCUUGGGGCAUCCCCGGUGUCCUCACUGUCAGUCUGCUCGCCAUGAACAAGAUUGAGGGAGACAGUGUCAGUGGGGUUUGCUUUGUGGGACUCUACAACUUGACGGCACUGCGUUGGUUCCUACUGGUCCCGCUAGGGCUGGACGUAGUGGUUGGUGUGGCGUUGCUUCUGGCAGGCAUAGCAGCGCUAAACCGCGUCCGCAUGGAGAUCCCACUGGAGAAGGAGAACCAGGAGAAACUGGUCAAGUUCAUGAUUCGUAUCGGCGUGUUCUCCGUGCUCUACCUGGUCCCUCUGCUGACCGUUCUGGCCUGCUACCUGUAUGAGAACAGCUACAGAGCUGUCUGGGAGACGACCUGGGUGCAGGAGAAGUGUCGAGACUACCACAUCCCCUGCCCCUACCAGGUGGAGAGCACCAGCCGUCCUGACCUGGCCUUGUUCCUCAUCAAGUACCUGAUGAUGCUGAUCGUAGGAAUCCCCUCUGUGUUCUGGGUGGGCAGUAAGAAGACCUGCUUCGAGUGGGCCAGCUUCUUCCACGGCAAGAGACGCAAAGAUGGGAUGGUCAAUGAAAGCCGGCAGGUGCUCCAGGAGCCCGACUUCGCCCAGCUGCUGCUGCGGGACCCCAACACGCCCAUUGUGAGGAAGUCGCGGGGCACGUCCACCCAGGGGACCUCCACCCACGCCUCCUCCACCCACCUGGCCAUGCUGGACGAGCCGCCCAGCGCCAGCACCAGCCGGGCUGGCUCGGUCCGGAGCGCGCGCUCCAAGAUGAGCAGUUACCACGGCAGCCUGCACCGCUCUAGAGACGGCAGAUACACAGCCUCGAGCUUCCGGGCUGCAGACGACCGGCUGCCCUAUGGCAGCAUGCCCCGCCUCAACGACCAACCGCAGUCCAGGCACUGCAGCACCAACCGCCUGGACAGCCUAUCGCGGCACGGCUCCACCCAGAGACUGGAGAGCCAGUCGCGGCACAGCAGCAUCAGGGACCUGAGCAGUGCCACCCAAGCUGUCCUCGGUGUCCCCGGAAACGGGAUUCACAGAGUCCUGGAGGAGGACGGAGCCACUGCCUGAUCUGAAACCUGCUUCUCCUGGACACCAGUGAAGGAGGUGUGACUGGACGGGCGGAGGUGAGAGCAGGAGAGAUGACUCUCUGUCUUUUUCUAGUAAGAUGAACAAUAUGUGAGGAUCCAGAAAUGAAGAGCAGCAACCACUGUGGUCUCCACCCCUGCUGCAGCACAACUAUGACGCUGCAGUCUCCUGUUGUAGUGAGCGGGACGAGGGCUACGUCAGGCCAGGUGGAGAGGACUGAGUGUGGACUGAUGCCUUAAAAUUUUCUCUCAGCUUUACCUGACCCACCGGCUGAUCCAAAAAAACUGAAGCUCUAAAUGAUUUUUGUCCAGUUUACAAAAUGUCCUGAUGUUGACAUCUGGAUGGUCUGUUGGACCUAAACUACUGAGCCACAAGAACAAACUGUGACCAUCAGUGACAGACUGCACUGGACUGUCUGUACUUGUUUAUAUAAAGGACGAUGGACAGACAUGUCGAGCCUUCUCUUCUGGUCUGUGCUCUUCAGCACUGAGGAAGGUGGACGCAGGGUAUUUUUUUUUAAACAUUCACCUUUUUUUAGAUUUGACUUUUUACUUGUUUUGCACGUUUUCAGCUUCUGAUGUCACAAUUAUUUCCAGUUUUAAAUCUAAAAUCCUGGUAACCUGCUGAAACCCCAGUUUAAAGGCAAAUCUGUUCACACCUGAUUUGAAACUCCACCUUAAAGAUAACAUGUUAGUGAGACGUUUAGGGAACCAACGACUGUGGAUUUUUGCCUUAAAACUUCCUCUCAGCUUUACCUGACCUGCGAGCUGAUCCCAAAAACUGGAGAUCAGAAGUUAAUGAUGGAUUUUCUGACGUCUGGACAAACAGUGUACAUGUCUCCUGACCUUUACAAAAGCCUUGUCUCAUUUUAAAAAAAAGUUUUUAAUAUGGAAAUACUUCAAUGCAACAAUAACAAUCUGUGAUUUGCUGUUCUGAAUGCAAGGGCUGAAAUACAGGACAAAAGCUGAAUCCAAACUCCUGCCUUACGACUGUGUUCAGACAGAACGAGAAGCGAAAGAAGUGAAUUCACCCAAAACUUUGUGUGUGUCCUGGUCCUUAAUCAGACUGUGUUGUAAAUGUAAAGAGGAAAGAGACUGUGUGGAAAUAAGAGUUCUGAGUUCAGGCUGAGCUGAAGACAGACACACGUUGUUGUUGUUACUUUCUGUCCACAUUUCGCUCCACUUUCUGUCUGAACACACCUCUCCAGUUUGAAUAGAUAGUUUGCCCUUAAAGUAGUCAAAUUCUGAAUAGUUUAUCCUGCUAAAAUGUGUCCUUACUUGUAUAGCUAUUGUAAAUGUUAGACCAACAUUUCCUCUAGUGGCGACACUUGUGCAUAGAUGUAAAAACGGAACUUUUGUUGUUCAUUUGUAAUAAAGUUUUUUAAAGAACAGACAGGAUGUUUUUGGCAGAGAAGAAAUGACCACACACAAACACACUGGGUGUGUAUUUGUAACAGCCCUCCGCUUUAUUGAAAUACAUCGGAGUCAGGUUAAUAUAAUGAGUUCUCCACAUAAGUGUGGCAGCCAGUUCCAUACAUUAUUUUUUGUUUUGACCUUACACCUUAAAUAUUUUUUUUGUGCAAAAAAGAAUCUACAUCACCUGUAGUGGGUUAUCCUCAGUAAAACGCCCAAACCGUUCAAAAAGGAGCAAGUCCAAGUAAAACAACAAACCGAAAACAAAAAUGAUUACAUCUAUAACAUGCAAAACUGUACAAAUUAUUACAAAGCAAUCCUAGAAAAAAAAACAAAAAAAACAAAGUGUAAUAUGAUAUGAAAGAGCAAAAUAAUAUAGAAGGUACUGUGGAUAAGACCUCACUGAAAUGCAAAGGCGUUUGAUUUUUUUUUUUUUUUUUUUUUUGAGUUUCUUCCUCUUUAAAUGUUACCACUGUGGCACCUCAGCCAUUAAACCACCUGUCACCCUUCACCCCUCAAACAUUUCAUCAUCUCCUCUCCUCUAGUCCCUCACCACCCUCUCUUCCUGCUGUCUCCACCCGGGUCACAUCUAUUGAACACUACAGCCAGAUUCCCCUCACUCACUCACUCACUCCUCCAUCCAUCCAUUCAUCCAUCCAUUCAUCAAACCUCUAACACGCUCAUUCUCAUCUAAAUGAAAAGAAUUCAUUGGUUCUGACAUUUCCUGAGUUUCUCUUCUCCUAUCCUUAAAUCUGGGAUAUCUGGGAUCAGUUUUUCUGUACAAUAUUGGCCAAUAAUAAAAACACCUGGCUAAGACAGCCCUCCCCCACCCCCACCCCCACCCAGCAAAUACAUUCUACAGAUAAACUCCAGCAGGAACUGAGGAGAGUCGCUAGCUUAAAAAGUUUCUAGGAGGCGGUUGUUUGGAAUAAAACCAGCUUAGUCGCACCCUGGCGCUCCAAAUCUCUCUCCUCGUAUAAAAUAGAAAACGAAAUAAAACACUUGGAAUGGGCUGUGUUGUUGUGUUUCAACCGGGCAGGAUCGGCAGGAAUGUGCACCAGAGUACUGACGUUUUUUUUUUUUUUUUUUUUCCCCUUU
This is a messenger RNA of Lates calcarifer (barramundi perch), 5138 nucleotides long. RefSeq names its product frizzled class receptor 3a (gene fzd3a). The record is from RefSeq and is a predicted model, not a curated record. Gene Ontology annotation, biological process: non-canonical Wnt signaling pathway; canonical Wnt signaling pathway. Lineage: Eukaryota; Metazoa; Chordata; Actinopteri; Centropomidae. Gene Ontology annotation, molecular function: Wnt receptor activity; Wnt-protein binding. Gene Ontology annotation, cellular component: plasma membrane.